AUGGCGGAGCACUUGUUGCCUCCUCUUCCAGGUUCCCGGUACAGCAUGCUAGUUAGUCACGUUCCCUUCAGUAAACCAGCUAUCGCCAAGGUGAUUCCAAAUGCUACGUUUAUAACAAUUCUACGCCACCCCGUAGCUGUAUACGAGUCAAUUUUUGGAUUUUUUCAUGUUUCUCGCAUCCUCCGGCUACGAAACACUGAAAGACAAGAACCAUUCGAAAUGUUUUUGUCAAAUCCAAACCUGUAUCUUAAACGUAUUAAGAGCCCAUACUUUAAAACAUUACUGAGAAAUAGACAAAUAUUUGAUGUCGGGCUUGACCCUGAAAACAAUGACAAUGAAACACUCGUUGAUCACGUGAUACAACAGGCAACGAAGGAUUUUGGUUUGGUCAUGAUUGCUGAAUAUUUUGAUGAAUCGCUCAUUUUGUUGAAGAAGCUUUUAUGCUGGGAAUUUGAAGAUAUCCUGUAUAUGAAGCAGAAUACAAGGAACGACAAACUGCGAUCAGAACUUAACGAUUGGAAAACACAGCGAAUUUUGAAAAUAAACAGCGCUGAUUUUAAACUGUAUCAACACUUCAACAACACUUUCUGGCUCAAGGUCAGGGAGUACGGUGACAGUUUUGAUGAAGACUUGGCGACAUUUCGAAGUAUGUUACGUAAGAUGAUUUCAGAAUGUCUAGAUGAAGGCAGAUAUGUCAUUGACUAUUCGCAUCGCAGAAAUAGGACACUUUUGAAACAGAACGCACCGAGUUACUGUAUCAAAAUAAAGAAUUGGGGUUUUAAGGAAAUUGUUGAACGACAACGACGAAGAGGGCGUCACACGUGA
This is a messenger RNA of Saccoglossus kowalevskii, 825 nucleotides long. RefSeq lists its product as uncharacterized. Gene Ontology annotation, molecular function: galactosylceramide sulfotransferase activity. Gene Ontology annotation, biological process: glycolipid biosynthetic process. Gene Ontology annotation, cellular component: membrane. Lineage: Eukaryota; Metazoa; Hemichordata; Enteropneusta; Harrimaniidae. The record is from RefSeq and is a predicted model, not a curated record.